AUGUCUGACCAGGAGCAAAAAAAAACAAAUAUUGGCAUAGCUCUCGGCUGCCUAGCCGCUGCCGUGUGCAUCUCGUUGAUAGUGUUAGCUAUGAUAGACGCCAGGAAGUGGCCUUUUGAGCAGGUUAAGUACAACUUCAGUACUGUUUUGUUUAACGUUCCCAAGGAUGACUCGUAUGAUGCUCCGGACAUAUACGAGCUUUACGGUCGUAAUGCGCCGAAGAAUCUGCAGUAA
This is a messenger RNA of Babesia bigemina, 234 nucleotides long. RefSeq lists its product as hypothetical. The record is from RefSeq and is a predicted model, not a curated record. The transcript has a single exon. The coding region runs from base 1 to 234 and encodes 77 amino acids. NCBI's taxonomy places the organism in Eukaryota, Apicomplexa, Aconoidasida, Piroplasmida, Babesiidae.